This is a messenger RNA of Diabrotica virgifera virgifera (western corn rootworm), 2671 nucleotides long. RefSeq names its product zinc finger protein 235-like. The transcript has 2 exons. The coding region runs from base 203 to 1267 and encodes 354 amino acids. Lineage: Eukaryota; Metazoa; Arthropoda; Insecta; Coleoptera; Chrysomelidae. The record is from RefSeq and is a predicted model, not a curated record.
AGAGUAUAAUGACUUGGAUGAUGCCCUUUUGGAUGUCUUUAAAUUUGAAAUUAAGGAAGAAUCUAAUAGGCUUGAUACAUAUGAUUCGUUAGACUUGAAGGAGUGUCCUAUAAAUACUGAAAUAGAACAACAUGGAAGUAAACUCUACCCAUUUGAAGAAGACAAAAAAACUGAAAAAGGUUAUCUCCAAAAUGAAAACAAAAUGGAAAUUACGGAGAAACUCGUUGAAGAUUUGUCUUACCAAGGAAAUGAUGUGACUCGACAUACUCAAGGGAAAACAUCAAACAAAAAUAUGAAAGUUAUGGCUGGCGAUAGGUCUUAUAAAUGUGAAAUUUGUUUUAAGCAAUUUAAUCGAGCAGGUUAUUUGGAAAAACAUUUGAGAGUGCACACUGGGGAAAAACCUCACAAGUGUGAAAUUUGUUGUAAGCAAUUUAGUCAAGCAGGUAAUGUGAAAGAACAUUUGAAAGUACACACUGGGGAAAAACCUCACAAGUGUGAAAUUUGUUUUAAGCAAUUUAAUAGCGCAGGUAAUUUCAAACAGCAUUUAAGAACGCACACUGGAGAAAAACCUCACAAGUGCGAGAUUUGCUUUAAGCAGUUUGCUUAUAAAUAUCAAUUAACGGUUCACAUGGCAGUUCACACAGGAGAACUACCCCACAAGUGUAAGAUUUGUUUUAAGACGUUUUGUAAUAAAGAUAUUUUGAAAGGGCAUUUAAGAGUGCACACUGGGGAAAAACCUCACAAGUGUGAAAUUUGUUGUAAGCAAUUUAGUCAAGCAGGUAAUUUGAAAGAACAUUUGAGAGUGCACACUGGGGAAAAACCUCACAAGUGUGAUAUUUGUUUUAAGCAGUUUUGUAAAACAGAUAUUUUGAAAAGGCAUUUAAGAGUACACACUGGAGAAAAACCAUACAAGUGUGAAAUUUGUUUUAAGCAAUUUAGUCAAGCAGGUACUUUAAAAGAGCAUUUAAGACUACACACUGGAGAAAAACCUCACAAGUGUGAAAUUUGUUUUAAGCAAUUUUAUAGAGCAGGUACUUUAAAAGAGCAUUUAAGAACACACACUGGAGAAAAAUCUCACAAGUGUGACAUUUGUUUUAAGCAGUUUUUUACGGCAAGUAAUUUCAAAGUGCAUUUGAGAAUACACACUGGAGAAAAACCAUACAAGUGUGAAACUUGCUUAAAACGGUUUCUUACUACAAGUUAUUUGAAACAACAUUUGAGAAAGCACACUAGAGAAAAACCUCAUACAUGUAAAACAGGUCAGUAACGAAAAAUGUUUUUGAUAGAAUGUGGCACGAGGGUCUUCUCUUCAAAAUAAAAACUCAGGUAACUUACCAAAUCUAUCUCCUCCUUAACGCCCGGUUUCAUAAUCAGUUAAAGUGGACUUUAAGUUUUAAGUUGGUACCCUUGUCAGUGCAAUUCAUAUGGGUAAAUGUCAACGUUAAAGUGAACUUUAGUUAAUGUUCACAUUAAGUUGAUUAUGAAACCGGGCGUAAAUCAUAUUUGUCUGACAGACACUUCCAAGUUAACUACAAAUUUAUCUCCUUCUUAAAUCGUGGAACGGUGUAGAGCCAAGAGAAGGUUAUUGAAAUACCACCUACUAUUUUACCGAAUUUUGGAUGUAGUAGUGGAAAUUAAAUAACAGUUUCCAAUAUAAAGUGAUUAUAAAAGUGCAUACUGACGAUACAAGUGAAAAAAUAAACAAAAAUUACUAAUUAAGUGUGAAUUAAGAGUGUAUAAACAAUCAAACACAAAAAACUGGCAUAGGAAAGUGAACGGGUUUCAACAGCCAGCUGGCAGACGGGUCACGCUCCACGUCACGGCGACGUUGCCAGACUGUAGUAAAAGUCGCGGAAAAAGGGAAAACUCUAAAAAUUAAAAUACUUAGCGAAGAAAAAUAAAAUAAACUACUUAUUUUGAGAACUCAAAGAGGAACCUAGCUUCUGAAGAGUCGAUCUGGGCGAAGUUCCUAUCGUUGAGAUACCAACUAAGAUACCGUGAAAUAAACAAGAACAUGGCGGAAGGUGAUAAUAAAAUAAUACAAAGCGAAACAAACAAGAACAUGGAGGACAGCGACGACUGUUCGGACGACAGCAAAAGGAAAAGAGAUCCGGAUGAUGCGACUCAAAGAUCAAAAAAUAGAAAACUCUCACAAAUACCAUCUAAAACAAAUAGUAAAGAACAAAAACUAGAUCUAUUAAUAGAGAUGGUGUCGGAGCUCAAAAAGCAGAGUGACAAAACCAGUGAAGAUAUAAAAAUGAUAAGAGAAGAAAAUAAGAUAUUGAGACAAGAAAAUCAAAAACUAAAAGAAGAAAAUAAAGAUAUAAAAGAGAAGCUAGAGGAAACAAAUGAUAGAAUUGAAUGGCUAGAGAAAGAGAGAAAAGGAAAAAUAAUAUAGUGAUGUCAGGAAUUGAAAUUGAGACAGAAAAUAAAACAGAACUUAAACAAUUCGUGGAGAACAUAAUAAAAAACACUCUACAGAUAAAUAUUAAUGUAAAAACAGCUCAUAAAAUAGGAAGAAAAGUAUGCUUAAUUGAAAUAAAUAAUGAAGACGAAAAAGAACAAAUCAUGAAAAACAAAUACAAAUUAAAAGAACUGCAGCAGGAAAAGGUAUACAUAAAUCAUGACAUGACAACAAAGGAGCGUGAGAAGAACAAGCAAAUAAGAAAAA